Camelus dromedarius (Arabian camel) is the source of this 734-nucleotide messenger RNA. RefSeq names its product pro-melanin concentrating hormone (gene PMCH). Lineage: Eukaryota; Metazoa; Chordata; Mammalia; Artiodactyla; Camelidae. The transcript is spliced from 3 exons. The record is from RefSeq and is a predicted model, not a curated record. The coding region runs from base 43 to 540 and encodes 165 amino acids. Gene Ontology annotation, molecular function: type 1 melanin-concentrating hormone receptor binding; melanin-concentrating hormone activity. Gene Ontology annotation, biological process: behavior; chemical synaptic transmission.
UUAUACAUCCUUGUUUUACUCUAUGCAAACAUCAAACUAAGAAUGGCAAAAAUGAGUUUCUCUUCCUACAUACUAAUACUAACUUUUUCUUUGCUUUCUCAAGGCGUCUUACUUUCAGCAUCCAAGUCAAUAAGUAAUUUAGAAGAUGACAUGGUAUUUAAAGCGUUGAGGCUAGGGAAAGCCUUUCAGAAGGAAGAUACUGCAGAAAAAUCGGUGGUUGUUCCUUCCCUGGAGCAAUAUAAAAAUGAUGAGAGCAGUUUUAUGAAUGAUGAGGAGAACAAAGAUUCAAAGACCACAGGUUCCAAACAUAAUUUCUUAAAUCAUGGUCUGCCACUGAAUCUGGCUAUAAAACCUUAUCUUGCACUAAAAGGAUCUGUAGCUUUUCCAGCUGAGAAUGAAGUUCAAAAUACUGAAUCAACACAAGAAAAGAGAGAAAUUGGGGAUGAAGAAAACUCAGCUAAAUUUCCUAUAGGAAGGAGAGAUUUUGACAUGCUCAGGUGUAUGCUGGGAAGAGUCUAUCGACCUUGUUGGCAAGUCUGAUGAUACUUGUUGGUCCACAUCACCUUUUCAGAAGAAAAAAAAAAUCAUUUAAUUGCCUGUGGGGGAAAAGCCAUUAAUGUUACUAUGACUUGUAUUAUUUUAAAUGUUUGUUUUAAAAGAAAGUGGUAUUAAGAUAUAUCAGUAACCUAUAUGAUAUGCUUUAUCUGUGCAUUAAACUUUGUGAAUAUUCUGCA